Acipenser ruthenus (sterlet) is the source of this 5419-nucleotide messenger RNA. It is a transcript of the gene tbcd, whose product is annotated as tubulin folding cofactor D. Gene Ontology annotation, cellular component: lateral plasma membrane. Gene Ontology annotation, molecular function: beta-tubulin binding; GTPase activator activity. Bases 148 to 3747 code for a protein of 1199 amino acids. The record is from RefSeq and is a predicted model, not a curated record. The transcript has 40 exons. Lineage: Eukaryota; Metazoa; Chordata; Actinopteri; Acipenseriformes; Acipenseridae. Gene Ontology annotation, biological process: adherens junction assembly; post-chaperonin tubulin folding pathway; microtubule cytoskeleton organization.
CCUGUUCCUUCCCUGUAGAUGCUGAGUAACAGCGGGUGAAAGUUGAAUCUCACAGACACAACAGAGGAGCGGUUGGUUGCGCAUGCUUUGUAGAUUUCAUUCUGCGACAUUCCCCGCAAGUGACAGUUCGGUAAAAUAAAUCCAGCAAUGGCUUUAAAUGACAUGGAAAGCGAUGUCUGCGACAGAGAAGAUGAAGGAUCAACGGAGCCUGAUGUAAUUGCAAAGGGGAACAUUCUAGAAACCUUUAGCGAAAGUCAGGAGACUCGCAGUUUAAUCUGCAGCCUGAAGACUGUCUAUGAAGAUUUGACUGCAUUGGAGGUGACAACUCAGAAAUUCCUUGUUAUAAUGGAUAAAUACCAAGAACAGCCCCAUCUCCUGGACCCACAUCUCGAAUGGAUGUUAAAUUUGUUGCUUGAAAUAGUACGAGAUAAGAAGUCUCCACCAGCCCUGGCUCAUUUGGGAUUUAAAUUUCUCUAUAUCAUCUCUAAGGUGCGUGGUAACAAGUGUUUUCUGAGACUGUUUCCUCAUGAAGUUGCCGAUGUCCAGCCUGUGUUGGAUCUCCUCUGCCUGCAAGAUCCCAAAGGCUAUGAGACUUGGGAGACCCGCUACAUGCUGCUCCUGUGGCUGUCCAUGACGUGCCUGAUUCCUUUCGAUCUCUCUCGCCUCGAUGGAAACAUCACAGCACAGAGCGGACAGGCCAGAGUGCCCAUCAUGGAUCGAAUUCUCACUGUUGCUAAGUCUUACCUGACUGUUAGUGACAAGGCAAGGGAUGCUGCUGCUGUUCUGGUAUCAAAGUUUGUUAUCCGCCCUGAUGUCAAGCAGAAGAGGCUGGCAGACUUCCUGGACUGGAACCUCUCCACUCUGUCUCAGGCUUCCUACCAGACCAUGGAGGGGACCGUGGUGGUGGACGGCAUGCUGCAGUCUCUGGCUCAGUUGUUCAAGCAUGGAAAAAGGGAUGAUUUCUUACCUUACGCUCCCACGGUCCUCCAGUGCCUUGAUAACUGCAAGCUGUCUGAGAGUAACCAGACCAUCCUCCGCAAGCUGGGGGUGAAGCUUGUUCAGCGGCUGGGACUCACCUUCCUGAAGCCAAAGGUCGCCAAGUGGAGGUAUCAACGUGGGAGCAGGUCUUUGGCUGCCAACCUUUCGAUCUCCACUCAGGGUCAGCCACAUGCAGUGGAGCAAAACACAGAACUGACAGACAAAGAAGAGGAGGAGGGAUAUGACAUCCCAGAAGAGAUGGAGCAUGUCAUUGAACAAUUGCUGGUUGGAUUGAAAGAUAAAGACACCAUUGUCAGAUGGUCUGCAGCAAAAGGCAUUGGCAGGGUGACCGGUAGACUUCCUAAAGACUUGGCAGAUGACGUGGUUGGCUCAGUGCUGGACUGCUUUAGCUUCAAAGAGACAGACAAUGCCUGGCAUGGGGGUUGCUUGGCACUGGCAGAACUGGGAAGGAGAGGCCUACUGCUUCCAUCCAGACUCCCAGACGUGGUUCCUGUGAUUCUGAAGGCCCUGACCUAUGACGAGAAGCGGGGUGCUUGCAGUGUGGGCUCCAAUGUCCGAGAUGCUGCCUGUUAUGUGUGCUGGGCCUUUGCGCGUGCCUACGACCCACUGGAACUCCAGCCGUUUGUCACUCCCAUUGCCUGUGCCCUGGUGAUAGCUGCUGUGUUUGACCGGGAUGUCAAUUGCAGAAGAGCUGCUUCUGCUGCCUUCCAGGAGAAUGUUGGGAGACAGGGUACAUUCCCACAUGGCAUCGACAUUCUCACCACAGCAGACUACUUCACUGUUGGAAACCGGACAAAUUGUUUCUUAAACAUAAGUGUGUAUAUUGCCAGUUUCCCAGAGUACACCCAGCCUAUGAUAGACCAUCUAGUAAGCAUGAAGAUAAACCACUGGGAUAGUGUGAUUCGAGAACAGGCCACCAAAGCUCUGCACAACCUGACACCAAAGGCCCCCGAAUACAUGGCUGCGACUGUUUUGCCAAAGCUGUUGCCACUGGCAGUGGGUGUGGACUUGCAUACCCGCCAUGGGGCCAUCUUAGCGUGCGCUGAAAUUACACAUGCACUUUACAAACUGGCACUGGAGACAAAUAGGCCCGUAACUGAUUUUCUGAAAGAGGCCUCAAUAGAAGGACUCAAAGGCAUUCACGAGAAGCUCUUCAGUAAGCAGCAGUACAGAGGAUUUGGUGGUGAACUGAUGAGACCAGCAGUUUGUUCUCUUAUAGAAAAAAUGUCUUUGUCCAAAAUGCCUUACAAGAACGACCCUAUUAUUGGUGGGUGGCAAUGGUUGAUCGAUGACAGCUUAAAAAGUAUCCAUCUCUUCUCUAGCGCAGCAAAACAGAAGAUAAAGGAGGCUGCUGUCUCAGCCCUGGCUGCUUUGUGCAAUGAGUACUAUCAAAGUGCAGAGGGAGCAGUGGACCCCACCAUUCAGGAUGAGCUGGUGAGCCGUUACAUUGUGCAGCUGCAGAGCACUGAGGAGAUGACUCGCUGUGGAUAUGCACUCGCUCUGGGAGCCCUGCCUCAGUUCAUGCUCUGCGGGAAACUGCAACAGGUGCUAGAAGGCCUGAGGAAGACCACCAGCAUCAGUGUGAAGGAUGUCAGCUUUGCGGAGGCAAGGAGGGAUGCUCUGAAAGCCACUGCACAGGUCUGUGCGACUGUAGGCGUGUCUCUGGGAGGCUCCCCUGAUUCGGUGGUUUGUGAGCAGAACGUUCCUCAGAUAUACAGCACCCUGCUGGAGUGCAUGAGAGACUACACCACCGACAGCAGAGGGGACGUUGGCUCCUGGGUGCGGGAGGCUGCAAUCACUAGUCUUAUGAAGGUGACAUUUCUCCUGGUCCAGAGCCACCCAGAACUCAUCUCACCUGACAUUUGCAGCCGAAUGCUGUGCUGCCUGGCUCAGCAGUCUGCAGAGAAGAUUGACAGGUAUCGGGCUCACGCCGGCUCAGUGUUCCUGCAAAUCCUGCACUUCAAUAACCCUGCAGUACCUCACAUCCCCCACCGGGAGGAGCUCUUGCGCGUCUUUCCCAGCUCGGAAGCAGAGACAUUAAACUGGAACGCCCCAUCUCAGGCUUUCCCUCAUAUCACUCAGCUGCUGGGAAUGCCUGCCUACCAGUACCACACCCUGCUGGGGCUGUCUGUCUCUGUGGGAGGACUGACAGAGUCUACGGUUCGAUUCUCAGCCCAGUCCCUCUUUGAUUAUCUUAAGACGAUACAACAGGACGCGACUGCCAUGAACAAUUUUGGGUGCACUUUGCUGCAGAUCUUCAGGGAUAAUGUGCGGAAUGACAGGGUCUCCAUCCCACUGCUGAAGAUGAUUGAUCAGAUGCUGGCCAAUGGAUGCUUUGAUAUCUUUGCAAAAGAAGAAAAUCAUCAGUUCGGCAUGGACUUGCUUGCUCUUUGCAAAGAAGAAAUCAGGAAGUCCAAAGACAUCCAGAAGCUUCGAUCCAGCAUUGCUGUAUUUUGCGGCCUGAUUCAGUUCCAAGGGGACAUCCGGAAGAAGGUUCUGUUGCAACUUUUGCUGCUGCUCUGUCACCCAUUCCCUGUUAUAAGAAAAACAACAGCGAGCCAGGUGUAUGAAAUGCUGUUGAUUUACGAUGAUGUCAUCGACCUGGCCGUGAUGGAGGAGGUGAUGACGAUGCUCAGCGACACCAACUGGGAAGCUGAACUGACCACAGUAAGAACACAGAGGAAUCAACUGUGCGAAUUGCUGGGUGUCCAGAAGCCUACUCUGGUUGUCAAGAGUUCAGUCCAGUAGCCAGUAGGGAUGGCUUGAAGAGGAACUGUUGAGCGCACUGAUAACUGCAUGCAAAAUACUUCAAACUAUUAAUCAGUGCCCACAGGUAUUUUAAGGCAGUUGUACUAUGCACUGUUACGAAGAAACCUAUUUCAUUAUAAUAAAAGGAUUAAUAAAAACAUGUUGUAAUGAAUAUUUCGAUAAAGCUCGCUCUUUUGAAACCAAUUUGCUGUUAUUGUUUUUUUAUUAUUUUAUUUUAUUUUUAUUUUUAUUUUGAAUCAACUGUAUUGCUUCGUAAAGAGAUGGAACAGUAUGUAGCUUGUUAAUUAAAAUCUCUUUGUUUGUAAAAAUCUGAUUUAUGGGAGAGUUAGGUGCUUUGGGGAAAUAACCCACUCCCAAGUGGAUUAAACAACUGAAACCCCAGUUACAUUUGAUGAUUCAUAAAAUCAUUGCUAUUAUUUGAGGAAAUGUUUUAUUAUUAACAAAAAGGCUAUUUUGUUGUAUUGAAGCCUGUUUUGCAUUGCUCUGACGCAGCAGUGCACAGUCAGGAGGGAUAUAGUUUUAUUCCAGUAUAUUAUAUCAUGAUUCAGAAUACCCUUCGACAUGAGGCAGUGAGAUACAAUCAUAUCUUCUAAACUGGGGAAUGGCAGACUAGGGAAGCUGUGGUUAAAUCAGCAUUAAAGGUUAAUAAAACUUCAGCUCCCUUGUGCGGCAGAGAUAACAUGAGCCAAUGAAGAAGAGGUUCCCUAAAACCCCUUUAGUUUUUUAGGUAAUUUUCAUACAAACAAAAAUGCAGCAAUUCCUUUUCAGGACAGCUCCAAGUGACCCAGUCUCAUGUUGGUUGCUAAGGGAUACAGGCAGGUUUUCAGAUUAAUUAGCAUGGUAUUAACGUCACUGUUAUAAGCUCUUAACUCUGAUUCAUUUAAAUUUAAUGUUGUAAAACAAAACAGAAUUUUUAGUUUUUUAUGGGAAAAUGUCUAACUUGUUUAUAUUCUCUUGGUGUUUUGCCUUAUAUAGCGUGUUGAUGUAGACCUUAAUUUGGUUGCCAUAGCAGCCAGAAUCCCCUAACUGUUAAAAACAACGGCCCUCAAACUAAAACAAACGCUGCUUCUUUUAGAGUGUGUUCAUCAGACGAGAUCCAGCUACUUAGCCUUCAUGUUUGAAAACUUCAGAAGGAUCAGGGGACCAAUUAUUUCAAUUCUUUUAAUAUAAUUUUUUUUUUCUUCCUUUGGGUACACUAUGUCCUUGUUUUUCAGUUGCUGUUUUUUUAAGCUUUUUUUUUUUCUUUUAAUUUAAAGAUCAAACCUGGGAGAACUUUUGUAGUUACAUUUAAGGUGAAGGAAUAUAAAGCAAAAAAGAACUACCUGCUCUUUCUCUCUCUUCUCUGUCUCGCUCUCUAUUUCUUUUCCAGUUAGAAAUUAAUGUUGUUUGUACUAGAAAAUAAAACAGCAAUGCCCAUAUGUAAACAGGCAUGCCAACUGUAUAAUGUACAAGCUGUUGUAACUCAGCUGAAUGUCCUUCCUUACCUAUUUGAGCUGUGGUUGCAGCUGAAAUAGUUUCAGCUCGGUUUGUACCAGGUUCAACAAUGAAAUGGUCUGUAUGCCAGCUUGUAAUUCUGAGCAGGAGGAAAAGGACUGUUGCUUAACAUGUACAGUGUGUGGGGAAACAUCUGAAAAUAAAAUCUCCAGUUGAA